AUGGCGGCUGUUUCGACGGCAAUUCAAAGGCUUCCAGGAAGAAAAAUAACGCUCGUCAGAGUCACAUCCUGCGCGCUGCUUCUUCUCGUCGUCUCCUCCCUCAGCGCUCAUGCCGCUGACAUGAAAACCCGCGGCGGCACCCAACAAGCACCCGACACCCAACCAGCGUCUGGAUACACCAAACCACCCACCUUGCCGCCGUCCGCUCCGACCAGCAAAAGCAACUCGGGGAUCGGAUCCCCAUUCGACCAGGACCCUUUCGCCGGCUCGACUCCCCCGGUAACUCCCGUUGACUCUGACGACCCGCUGAGCGGCGAGGAGGAUCCGGACAGCCAGCCUCCGCCCACACCCUCCGCCACCCCCGCGCCAAACCCGCCGAAGGAAUCGCCCCCGCCUACCAAACCGGCGCCGUCUCAACCGAAGCCUUCCCCAGUUCCUGCGGCGCCGGUCAAAAAGCCCACGUCAACGCCGUCAGCGCCGUCUUCUGUCGUCUCGCAAGGAACGAGUUCGGUGGGGAAGUCGUUUGGCGGCUCGGCGGGGAAGAGCCCCGUGAACCAAGUGGGGAAGGCUCAAACGGGGACGGUAAACCCGAAGCCCAAGCCCAAGCCCUCGGACGGGAAGGUCAAAGCGAGCCAGGCGGACGAUGACAACGACGUAAUUAUCGGCCCCGCAACCUGCCUCCAGUCUACUCUGUCAGGCUUCACGAAUUCCGUCAACCUGACGCGCCUUGGCGGGUUGAGCCUGCACUGGAAGAUCACGAGCCAAUCAUCGAUCGACUUUGCUCUGGAGGCGAAACCGACAAGCAAGGGGAAGAGCGGAUGGGCCGCCGUGGGCUGGUCCGCGCGGAAAAGCAAGUUCCCAUCAGAUUUGAUUGUUGGUAAUCUGCCGAGUAAAUCCGUCGGAGCUUAUGACAUUUACGGUUACGGCGCGGGCUCGACUCUCAAGUCGAAGUCGGUUCACCUCAGCGACACGAGCAUCGAAAAGCCCGGCGCCGGCGGCUUCAUCGCAAGGUUUACUCGCUCCACGGACGACGGAACGGUGCCAGUCAAUAUCGGCCCGAACCGCCUCAUCUGGGCGUGGUCGGUCGAGAACACCGAGGAUGUCGCGCUCCGGAAAAGUCGCCGCGGCGAGCUCGUUGUUGAUUUCACCUGCGCCGCGGGAGCCCAGCCCGUGACGACUCAGAGCAAGCCGAAAAACCCCGCCGUCCCUUCUCCCAAGUCCCCCUCGCCGUCCCCCAAGACCCCCUCGCCGGGCCCCAAAACCAGCCCCGCUAAGUCUCCGUCCGUUCCCGCUAAGUCUCCGUCCGUUCCCGCCAAGUUUCCGUCAAUCCCCCCAAAGUCCCCAGCUGUCCCCGGUAAAUCCCCGGCAACGCCUUCGCCGAAACCUCCGACCACGCCCGCCAAGAACACGAGCAGCAGCGGCGGCAGCGGAAGCGGCGGAAGCGGGGGGCUGAAGACGGGGAACUCGUGCGACGCGUCGGCCCUGCUGGGAUUCACCUUCUCGACGCCUCUGGUGCUGAACAAGCUCUAUCUCCACUGGAAGAUCAUCGGAACCGACAUUCUCAAGGUCGCCGUGGAGGCUACGCUGAGUCAACAAAGUCAACCCCCUCCCAAAUCCCUCCCCUCAUCCCGCCUUUUCAGGCUCUAUCUCCACUGGAAGAUCAUCGGAACCAACACUCUCAAGGUCGCCGUGGAGGCCAAGUCCGGAACGAACGUGGACAACGGGUGGUACGGGGUUGGCUGGUCGCGCGAAGGCGCCAUGGCGCCCGCGGACGCGGUGCUGGGGAACCUAGCGGGCGGGCAAGUGAAGGCUUACAUGCUGGGGGGCUACACCAAGACGGGCGUGCAGGUGUCGAAUCGGCUCACUCUGGUUUCGCGUCGAUGCGCAAGGCACUGCGAGGGGAACCUGGCGGGCGGGCAGGUGAAGGCGUACACGCUGGGCAGGUACACCAAGACGGGCGUGCAGGUGAAGGCGUACACGCUGGGCAGGUACACCAAGACGGGCGUGCAGGUGAAGGCGUACACGCUGGGCAGGUACACCAAGACGGGCGGGCAGGUGAAGGCGUACACGCUGGGCAGGUACACCAAGACGGGCGGGCAGGUGAAGGCGUACACGCUGGGCAGGUACACCAAGACGGGCGGGCAGGUGAAGGCGUACACGCUGGGCAGGUACACCAAGACGGGCGGGCAGGUGAAGGCGUACACGCUGGGCAGGUACACCAAGACGGGCGUGCAGGUGAAGGCGUACACGCUGGGCAGACCGUGUGGGGUACCACGGGGCCAACCCUCCCCUCCCCCUCCCCUCCCCCUCCCCUCCCCCUCCCCUCCCCCUCUCCUCCCCCUCUCCUCCCCCUUCUCCUUCCCCAGGUUCUACCGGAAGGUUGCUGAUGGCGGGCUGGCGCCGAUAAUGGACCUCAAGACGCCGUCUUACAUCAUCUGGGCGUACGCGCAGGACAUGUUUCAGACGGUGGGGUACCACGGGGCCAACCGCGGGUUGCACCAGAUCGACUUCUCGUGCAAUCAACGGCCCAAGGUGAUCAUGGCGCCUGGGAGCAACAAGAUCAACGACAAGGAUGAUGACGACGAUAAUUGA
Molecule: messenger RNA, 2592 nt
Organism: Closterium sp. NIES-65
Lineage: Eukaryota; Viridiplantae; Streptophyta; Zygnematophyceae; Desmidiales; Closteriaceae
Source: the annotation of a GenBank genome assembly